UGUAACAGUCACUGAGAACACCUAAUCACACUAGUGAAGUAGGUGCUGUGCAGACAUGGCAUCAAGGCUGCUGUGCUUGGGGUUGGUGUCUGUGCUGCUGGCAUAUUACAUCUAUACCCCACUUCCAGACAACAUAGAGGAGAAAUGGAAAGCCACUUUGCUGGAUGUGACCUUUCGAAGUCUUGGACAUGUUAGUAAUUUUGCUGAGCUGCUGGGAAUCAAACAUUAUAUGGAUGUUAUGAUGUUUUUGACGUACGCAGAAAACACAGAACCAACAUCAGAUGAAAAUGUGACUGUCACAGACACAUUGUUCAAUAAUGUUCCAGUGCGGCUAUAUAUUCCUAAAAAAUCAACUGAAGCUCUAAAGAGUGGAGUUAUCUACAUACAUGGUGGCGGGUGGUGCCUAGGGAGUGCAGCUAUGAAGCCUUACGAUUUGCUGUCAAGACGUACUGCACAAAAGCUCGGUGCUGUGGUUGUGUCAAUAGAGUACCGUUUAGCACCUAGGUUCCAGUUUCCAACUCAGUUUGAUGAUGUGUAUACUGUAGUAAAGUUCUUCCUAGAUAAAACCAUUCUUAACAAAUACUCAGUGGAUCCUGACCGUGUGGCUGUAGCAGGUGACAGUGCAGGAGGAAACUUGGCUGCUGCCGUAGCCCAACAACUGUUGAAAGACCCUGAAGUCAACAUUAAACUUAAGGUCCAAGCAUUAAUUUAUCCGGUGCUCCAGGAUCUUGACCUACAUACCCCAUCGUAUCAAGAAAAUGGGAAAAUGCCAUUGUUAUCCUCAAAUCUCAUGGUCCGUUUCUGGUGUGAAUACAUUACUACAGACAGAAGAUUAUGUGAAGCCAUGUUGUCGAACAGACACAUACCACUAGAAGCUGCUGAUUUGUUUAAGUUUGUAAACUGGAGCAGUUUAUUGCCUGAAGACCUGAAGAAAAACCAUAUUUACUCACCACAGUUUGGACACUCAGAAUUUGUUAAAAAAUAUCCAGGAAUUUUGGACGAAAGAGUAUCUCCUCUGUUGGCCAAAGAUGAACAGUUGAAGGGUUUGCCAUUAACAUACGUCAUUACAUGUAUGUACGAUGUGUUAAGAGAUGAUGGUUUCAUGUAUGUGUCCAGACUUAAAAAGAUGGGCGUGCAGGUAGUGCAUCAUCAUUACGAUAAUACUUUCCAUGGAAUACUCUUAUUAAACAACUGGCCGCUUGACUUUCAAAUAGCACAUCACAUAGAAGAAAGGUAUCUUAACUGGCUCAAGGAAAACCUAUGAAAAGUACAUUGUAUCCACAAAAGUUACAAAGUCAAUAAAUGUCAUAACAGCCAAGAACGGAAAGCCCAACUAAGUGUCCAAUAAUACAGAAACCACAUCAUGCAAUUCAAUGACCUGAUGUAGAUAAACGUGCCGGCAAAAUAUCUAAAUCACAUGAUAAGUGAAUGGGUGCUUUACUGGCAUUUAAAUUUAAAGUAGUUAUUUGUUCCUGGAGUUUAGUUUUUUUUUAGUUUAUGUAAAUAAUUGCUGCUUUCCGCUGAAUGAUUUUAUGUACAAAUGAAAUGUUUCUAAAGUAACUUUUUUUUACAUAUGAAGUUAUUGGGCCCCACUUUUGAACAAAUACGUUUGAAAAUGAUUUACACAGCAUAUCGCAGUUGGUUUUUAUUAAUGCAGUGGGAUACUGUGAAUUAAAGCCUUGAAAAAUAAAAGCUAUCAUAAUGCAAAUUGUGAGUGUGUUUGGUAAGAAUAACGAUGUGCCUAUUUUUAAAGAUGAAUUUAAAUUGGGGUUAUGCUUAGAAAAAAAAAUAGCAAAAGUUAUUAACUUACCUGGGAAAUUUUAGGCUUUGGCUACCCGGCGCAGCCUCUUGAAGAACGCAGCCAGGACUACCCGCUGACGUCCAGGGCUGCUUAGUGGUCCCCAGUCCAGUCCAGUUGCGUUAAUUAAAUAUAUAUAAAUCUAUAUGUGUGUUAUUAUGCUCAUAAUUUUUUUCAAGAUUUGUCCUCACAUGUAUCAACAUUACAAUAUUUUUUUUUAAAGUGGCAUGUUUUGGAAAUGCAGCCAAUAAAGUGACUGAUAAUGAAAUAGACUUUUGUUUCUAUUUGUUUAGAAAAGAAACAUAACAAAAAUAUGUACAAAUAUAACACUUUAAUGAUAUAAAUUCCAAAGUAAAGUUUAGAGAAUUGAGUGGUAGGGAUGAAAUGAAAAAAUAAAAUAAUAAAGGGAGGGUACAACUUAUUGGCAUUAGUGGUGACACCUAUGGAAGUGGUGACAACUAUUGCUUCACAAUUUAUAAUACUGAAACCAAUAUUUUUUUCCCAACCAAAUUAAAAAAAAAUAUAAUGUUGAAAUUUCAUAAUGGCAUGUAGACGAGCUAAUGGGCCAAAACUGAUUUGGACAAAUUGUUCGGUUCAUUUUUGACCCAUUCAUUUUAAGGGCAUCACAUUUUGUUCCCUGCCCAUUGAUUUUAUACACCUGUGGAAAUGGGUCUGAGUGAUGUGUCCCAAUACUUUUGUCCAUAUAGUGUAUAUUAUUUGAAUACUUUGUUGUCUGCUUUCAGACGUUUUGUGGGUUGUCAAUAAACUUUGUUCGCUACAACAGUUACAAACCCAUCAUUCAAUAAAUAAAAUGCUUAUACCUUUA
This is a messenger RNA of Spea bombifrons (plains spadefoot toad), 2624 nucleotides long. It is a transcript of the gene AADAC, whose product is annotated as arylacetamide deacetylase. Lineage: Eukaryota; Metazoa; Chordata; Amphibia; Anura; Pelobatidae. Bases 56 to 1264 code for a protein of 402 amino acids. Gene Ontology annotation, molecular function: carboxylic ester hydrolase activity. The transcript has 5 exons. The record is from RefSeq and is a predicted model, not a curated record. Gene Ontology annotation, cellular component: membrane.